UAUCUAUCUACUAUCUACGGAGUCCUCCGCCCGACUACCGUCUCUCUCUCCCUCUCUCUCUUUAUACCAAUUUGCUAUCAGUGUACACAUUCAGUGUCGUAUUGGCGCUUAUGGAUCCGGAGAUUGACCCAGCCACCCUCUUUCGACCGGGGAAGAGGCGAAAGUUCCAGCGACGCCAGCCGGAGAGCAGCGGUGACGAACUCCAAUCUACCACAGAAGACGUUGCUCAUAACUCCGAGUCACCCACGCCUUCGCCAUGGCAGGAUUCGCCGGGCUCUAUCUCCGCGUCGGAUAUUCUUCGUUCGCGACGGCUUCACCGAGCUCGAAAGGGCGGCAUCGAGUUCUCCACCACCUCGCGGCCGUCCGCAGGUGAUGCCAGUCAAACUACCGUCUCGGCUGUAGCGGCGGAGGACCUGGAGAAUGAAAGAAUGCGAGCAAUGUGUGAUCGGUUCACAGCGCACACUGGCCAAACGGUGGAUGUUGACAAGCAUAUGAUGGCCUAUAUAGAGUCUGAAAUGGCUAGGAGACACCGGCGCAACAUGCCAACCGAUGUUGCAACUUUUGAUACACCCCCGACGACCGAACCGGAGACCCCUACUCUAUCUUCCACCGACGUUCCGCAACGCGAACCGGCCUCUUUAGGGAAACUACACGAGAUUGAUCUAGGCGACGAGGCCAAAUUACAAAACAUUGCUCGUACGGAAGCGGCGACAAGAAGGCUUGCGGGGGAUGAUGACCAAGUCCUUACUGCCAACCAGGAGUCAAUCCCUAAGAUGAACCCCGUAGGCGGGGACCAAAGACCAUGGCGCAAUCGGAAACGGCGAACAAGCGAGGAUAUCGAACGAGAUCGGCUGGUGGAGGAAGUUUUGCGGGAGAGUAAACUGGACGUCUAUGAAGGACCCGAGAACGAGGAAGGGGAUGAUGCAGGAGGUGAAGAUGGGCAAGCGGCCGACGAUCGGGUGGCAGAGCAGUUUAGAAGGGACUUCCUUGAUGCCAUUCAAUCCCGGCGUCGUGUUGCGCGAACAAAGAACGCAAAGGCAGCCAAGGCCGAUGCUCCGCGGGGGCCGAAAUUGGGAGGCAGCAGGAGUGCGAGAGCUGCGAUGCGGGAGAUGCAAGAGAAGUCUGGCCGAAAAUGAGCAUUUGGGCAUGAUGGUGUCUAUGUAGGGACCGCAGGAAUACGACUGUUAGGUAUUCCCUAAUGAGAUCCGUCUGGGGAGAUCUAGUUCUUUUCAAAGCAUCAAAGGACUGGCGUGGGGGGAAAGAUGACCCGAGAUCGGAUGGUACUUCCCGUCCGGGCGCUUUAGAUAUAUAUACUAUAUGAAAGGUAUUGUGUAGUAUGCGCGGC
Aspergillus ibericus CBS 121593 is the source of this 1345-nucleotide messenger RNA. Its product is annotated as telomere length and silencing 1 family protein. The record is from RefSeq and is a predicted model, not a curated record. Gene Ontology annotation, cellular component: spliceosomal complex. Gene Ontology annotation, biological process: mRNA splicing, via spliceosome. The transcript has 3 exons. NCBI's taxonomy places the organism in Eukaryota, Fungi, Ascomycota, Eurotiomycetes, Eurotiales, Aspergillaceae. The coding region runs from base 111 to 1136 and encodes 341 amino acids.